Molecule: messenger RNA, 1539 nt
Organism: Durio zibethinus
Lineage: Eukaryota; Viridiplantae; Streptophyta; Magnoliopsida; Malvales; Malvaceae
Source: RefSeq, a predicted model, not a curated record
AUGUCAUCAACCACACCGGAUAUCUCUUCUAUACCAGUUCAGCUGACAAUAAAUUCUUUUACUUGUCGAAUUGUGUCAGAUGAUGGUAAUGAUUCAAUGAAUGAAGCUUUAGAUGCCACUAAUGGUAACACAGAUAAAACACCAGUCAUUGAUGCCAAUGAUAGAGAAUGUGAUAAUGCUGACCCUGAAGAGUGUGAAGAAAAAGAGGAAGGUUUUAACAUGAUGCAAAAACGUGGGAUGCCUGAAUGGGAAAAGGUAUCACGUAAUACUAUUAAAAAGGAUUGCAUGCAAGUUUAUGAAGCAGAAAAGAAGAAAUUAAAGGCAUUGCUGAAGACUGUCAGUAAGAUUAGUUUGACAACAGAUUUAUGGAAAUCAAGUAAUCAAAAGAUUGAGUACAUGGUUCUUACAGCACACUUUGUAGAUUCUAAUUGGAGAUUGCAAAAGCAUGUUAUUAGCUUUGUUCAUAUACCUCAUCAUCGUCGUAGUGUUGAGAUUACUGAUUGUAUUUUUAAGUGUCUAAAGGAAUGGGGAAUUAAAAACAAGGUGUUUACACUUUCUGUGGACAAUGCUUCAAGCAAUGAUGUGGCGAUUAAAAUUCUUAAAGACACUUUUUCAAGAAAUAAAAUGUUGCUUUGUGGAGGAAAAUUAUUUCAUGUUCGGUGUUGUGCACAUAUCUUAAAUCUCAUGGUUCAAGAUGGCCUUUCUAAGAUUAAGAAUCAGUUACAGUUACCUGAUAGGAAACUCAUUCUCGAUUGUAAAACACGUUGGAAUUCGACAUUCGAGAUGUUGUCGAUUGCAAUCAAAUUCAAAGAAGUGUUUUUGAGACUCAAAGAGCGAGAAUCUCAUUAUGAAUGUUGUCCAAGUCAUGAAGAUUGGAAAAAGGUGAAGAAAGUUUGUGAGAUUUUAGAAGUUUUUAAUUCAACCACUAAAAUCAUCUUUGGAAGUGAUUAUCCAACUUCAAACCUGUUUUUGAAUGAAGUUUAUCGUGUGAAAGUGUUGUUGGAUAAAAGGAUGAAUGAUGAAAAUGAAUUUGUUCAAGCAAUGGUUCGUAAGAUGAAGAGUAAAUUUGAUAAGUAUUGGGGAGAAUGUAAUUUGUUAAUGUCUAUAGCAGCAAUCUUGGAUCCAAGGUGCAAAAUAAGGAUUUAUGAUGAAUAUGCUCGUGAGUAUCAAUUUGGCAAUGAGCAUAGUGCUGAAACUCAAGUGCAUGAUAAUGGUAUUAGUGGUAUGAAUAUAGAAGCUUCUUCUUCUGGUUGGUUUGAAUUUGCAAAUUAUGUAAAAUCAGUUGAAAAUGCUCAACCACAACAAUCUGAUUUAGAUGUCUACCUAGCUGAGGGCUGUUUUAUCUGUGAAGGAGAUUCCACUAAGUUUCAUGCUUUGGAAUGGUGGAAAGCGAGCACUUUAAAGAUCGUAUUUUAUCCAAGAUGGCUCCGGAUAUACUUGCUAUUCCUAUCACUACAGUGGCUUCAAAAGCUACCUUUAGUGCAGGAGUGCAAGCAUUACUUUGUGGAGGAGAUUGGUGUCGGAAUCUUCAUGGAGUGA